GUUCAGCCGCGCCGGACGUGGGAUUACAGUGCGAAUUGAGGGUUAAGAAUUCGUACGUACUUUGAUGAGGACGAAUGUGUGGAAGUGUUAACCGAACGGUUGUUGAUCGUAUGUUUUGGCGACGAGUAUUCAGGAUAUAGGCGGUGCUAUGACGAUGCUCGCGAUGGCGCGAGGAUCGGAGGACAGGCGCGAGGAGCCUGAUGGGGAGACUGAGGCGGAAUGCGAGGCGAACGGGGAGGUGGACGUCGUGGGGGUGGAGGAGGCGGCUCCGGUGGACCUGACGCGGCGGCUGGGGCUGACCAGGCCUCCUGAGAGGCAGGCCAUCGCGUUCUCCGUGGAGAACAUCCUGGACCCCAACAAGUUCACGGGACGGUCCGAGGUGCCGCUGAGAUACGACGAGCAGUACUGGAGGCCGCACUACGACCGGGAUGACAGUGACUCCGUCAAAGACCACCUCCAACACUCGGACCUGGAAGCAGACGAUGUGGAGACCGACGACCAAACCUCCAACAUGGAUGACGACAUUCUUACCCAAUCCGAUCUGGACGAGAAUGGGGACCCAAAGAGUCCCACCAGCUCCAGCUCCAAGAAAGGAAAGUCUGGGUCUUCCAGCAGAGAUUCUAAAGGAGGCACCAAGCCCAGAAGGGCGAGGACAGCCUUCACGUACGAACAGCUGGUGUCUUUAGAGAAUAAGUUCAAGACCACGAGGUAUUUGUCGGUGUGCGAGAGGCUGAAUCUGGCGCUGAGCUUGAGUUUGACAGAGACACAGGUCAAAAUUUGGUUCCAAAACCGCAGAACGAAGUGGAAAAAGCAGAACCCUGGGAUGGACGUCAACAGCCCAACCGUGCCGCCCCCCUCAGCUGGGGGGUUCCCAUCCGGCCCCUACCCUGGAGGGCUGCUAUACUCCCACGGGGUUCCCUACCCCUUCACAGGCCCGGGACCCUACGCGCCAUACUUCCACCACCUCGCAGCGAACCACCACCAUUCUCAUGGGAGUCUGGGACAUUCCCACACGUGAUUGUGGCAGCGCCCAGGGUCCCAGGAUCCUAGGGUUGAUAAGGAAAAUGACAGCCCGUGCGGUCUGUCAAAUUGAAGUGACAGUGACAGUUAGUGUUGAGGUGUUGGCAGAACACAAGGUGAUGAUAAAAAUUAUCUUUUUUGAAAGAUAUUCUUCGAAUCAAGCAUAAAAGGUUCAUCACUAACAUGUGUUGGCGAAAAACAUUAGUGAACAAUUUUGCCAGUGACAGUUUCGGUCUAGAUUUUAUUAAACAUUUUUUUAACAUUACUAGUGCUUUUAGUGAAAUUGUCUAAGUGAAAUUAUGAAUCGAUUGUGAUAUGUAUGGAUAAGGAAAGCGCCGUAAAAUUUUGGAUAAUGAUUUUAUUGUGUCAGAAAUAUUAAAAUUACAUCCAAAACUUAAAAUCAUAUUCCGAAAUCUACCGGACACUCUUUGGCAUCUUUAAAGUAUCUACUUUCUGUUCCAAUGAACUGUUAGCACUCAAGAGUUAGCGCCAAUGUACAAGAAUAAGUCUUGUCACUCGUUAAGUACUGGCUAACGCCCGUAAUCACGAACUGUGCUGUGAGACCUCAUAGUAAUGUUUGUGAAAACGGGCGUAAGACAGUGGCGCCAAAGCAGUACCUACUAUCGUAUCGUAUUCAUUCACAGGAUGGCGCCACUGUCUAGACCUGUCAUUCACCAGUGGUGCCAACUGUUGAGCACAAAAACGGUAGGUCGCAUUGAACUAUCGCAAGUAAAUAUUGUAAUUUCCUUUGAAAUUAGAUAGUAAAAUACUUUGAUUUACAACCAUGUGACUAAUUUUCUGUAACUGUUUUAUGUAACUUAUUUAAUGAACAUCUAAAAUGGCAGUAUUGUUUAAUCAGCCAUCAUAAAGGUGUUGCAAUAUCAUUAUUAACUAAAUUAACGACAAAAUUUCUAAUUAAUAUUCUCGCAAUUAUGUAAAAAGUUAGUCUUAAGGUAAGAAAUGUACAAAAAGUGUUGUAAAUAUCAACGAGUAGUUUAGUGUUAAUGUACUUUAUUUUUACUUAAGUG
Molecule: messenger RNA, 2048 nt
Organism: Ostrinia furnacalis (Asian corn borer)
Lineage: Eukaryota; Metazoa; Arthropoda; Insecta; Lepidoptera; Crambidae
Gene: slou
Product: homeodomain transcription factor slouch
Exons: 3
Coding region: 149-1018 (289 amino acids)
Biological process (GO): cell differentiation; regulation of transcription by RNA polymerase II
Cellular component (GO): nucleus
Molecular function (GO): RNA polymerase II cis-regulatory region sequence-specific DNA binding; DNA-binding transcription factor activity, RNA polymerase II-specific
Source: RefSeq, a predicted model, not a curated record